AUGGAAAUAAAAAAGAAGGAUGAGAAGGGGGAAAAGAAAAAGAAAAACGAAAAUAAAAUUUUAGUAUGUGGGCUGGUUUCUGGUAUACUAACCAAAACGUUGUUUGCCCCGUUCGAUAGGAUAAAACUUUUUUAUCAAAUACAACCAAUGUUUUAUCAUUAUAGUGAAGUAAGAAGAAAAAUACAAAACACGAAAAAAAAAUAUUUUAAAGAUAGAAAAAAGUAUAUAUCUAAGAAUUUAUUAUCAAACGGAUUGGAUAAAACAGAAAAGAAGCACUUUAGUUCAACAUCGUAUUCAUUAAAUAUUAACAAACUUGUUUUGAAUGAAAAUGUCGUUUUUCGUAAUUUUAAAAAUUGCUUAAAUGAAAUAAUAAAAAAUAGUAGACCAAAAAAUAGUAAACCCCAAAAUAGUGAAAACAUAAAUAGUGAAAGCACACAUAGAAAAAAAGGAUUGAAGCACGAAAGAACACAUCAUGACAAGCGCAGAAAUUAUAACGACGCUUCGAAAACUUCCCUUCAUCAAGUAUUUAAAAAGAUUUAUUUUUAUAAUAACAAAAAUAAACUGCAGUUAAACAAUAUAAGUAAAAAUUACACACUUUUAAAUAUUAAUGCAAAUGUACGAAAUACACUAAGGAAUAAAAUUAUGUGUUUGAAUACAGCAAAGACAGCUAGGCAACCGAUUAAGUAUCAAAAUAUUAUGCAAAGUUUUCUUUUUAUAAUCAAAGAAGAAGGGAUAUUAGGAUUAUGGAAGGGAAAUUUAAUUAACACUUUAAGAGGUGGUAUUGUUUACUCUGCUAAAUUUGGUACAAAUGAUAUAAUAAAAGAAAGAUAUAAAAAAAAAAAGAAAAAAAAAGAAGAAAAAAGAGUAGAUAUCCUAAUAAAAAGUGCUACGAACAAAAAGAGUGAUACGAAUAAUAGUGUUAAAAAAAAUGAACAAAAAUUUAAUUAUUAUGAAAGUGUAAUAGCAGGUUAUGCAUCCGGCAUAAUUCAAAAAACAAUUUCAUAUCCCUUAGAUCUGCUAAGUAUUAGAGUAGCCUUAGGAGUAAAUGAAAAAUAUUUAAGAAAUAAUAAUACAUUAUUAUACAAAAAAAAAUCUAUCUUUAAUAUAAUUCGUGAAAUAAGUAUCAACGAAGGAAUUACAGGAUUUUUUAAAGGGUACGUUCCGACAUUACUCACAGGAGUACCAUACGUAACAUUACAGAUGCUAUUUUUUGAUUUUUAUAAAAAUAUAUUUCAAAAUUAUUUCCCACACACUUCUAAUUCUUUGAGCUCCAUAGCCUUCUGCUCAUCAGUAUCAGGGUCAUUAAGUAAUUUGUCCUCGUUAAUUAUUGUUUUUCCAGGAGAUACAGUUCGAAAAAGAAUGAUGAACAAUGGAAUAGAUAAUAAAAAUUAUAUUUACAAAAAUACAUUUCAUUGUAUUAAAAAUAUAUAUUACCUUGAAGGGUUAAGAAAUUUUUAUUACGGUCUGUUUCCAUCCAUGCUCAAAUCAGUUCCUUCCGGUGCCAUUCAGUUUAUGUCUUAUGAAAUUUUGAAAUAUAUGAUAUCACAAAAAUAA
Plasmodium malariae is the source of this 1554-nucleotide messenger RNA. RefSeq names its product mitochondrial carrier protein, putative. Lineage: Eukaryota; Apicomplexa; Aconoidasida; Haemosporida; Plasmodiidae. The transcript has a single exon. The record is from RefSeq and is a predicted model, not a curated record. Bases 1 to 1554 code for a protein of 517 amino acids.